Molecule: messenger RNA, 1359 nt
Organism: Dacryopinax primogenitus
Lineage: Eukaryota; Fungi; Basidiomycota; Dacrymycetes; Dacrymycetales; Dacrymycetaceae
Exons: 5
Coding region: 1-1359 (452 amino acids)
Molecular function (GO): hydrolase activity
Source: RefSeq, a predicted model, not a curated record
AUGGCGCUCGUUCUCUUCUCUUGUGCCGCUGCAUCAUGGGCACAGACACCAACCCUCCCUCCUUAUCUACAGACUGCGUCGGCAGCGUACACCGGUCAACCGUACUUUCCCAGCUACCUGUUUGCGGAAUACUGGCCGGGCUUCGAGCCUACACAGAUCACGGUUCAGCCUCAACCCAAGAUCACAGAUCCGAUCAGCGGAGUGGUCUAUCCUCUGGAGUUGACGGAUCCGGCUACCAUCCCAGACUCUGAUACUACCGACCCCUAUGUCCUUCCUCCAUCUCUGUUGACCGCUGCCGUUACUGGACCUCUGCUCCCUUCGACAAAAUUGUCAACGCCUGGCUCGCUUGCACUCGCGUCGCAAGCUCUCCAGAAUAUUGUUGAAAUUAUUACCAGCCCCAACAUCAACGAGACUUGUGGAAAGUGCUUAGCCGCCUUUGGCGUUGGGAAGGCUCUAGCCAACACUGCACCAUGGGAGGUUCCAGGUGUCAUGAUUAGUCUUUGCAAUAUGUUCGGGUAUGCUAGCUACGGAACGUGCGCGGAGAAUUUCGACAUUAAUAGCGAUGGGGAUAUUGCGACCCAAGUCUUAGCACUGGCCGACCCCGCUGCACUCGCUUAUUCUAACAGUACUUUCCUAGUCUUCUUGCCCUCUCCCAGCGCAAAUGAGCUUGAUAUGACAAGUUACUUCGCGUCGCCGAAACCAGCCAAUAGCGUGGCACCGCCGCCAAGCGGCGAGCACAUUCGUGUGUUGCAUCUGUCCGAUUUCCACCUCGACCCUCGGUACUCAACAUACUCGGAAGCGGACUGUUCACAAUACCUUUGUUGCCGCUCCUACAGCUCGAACAUCGCAAGUCCUAACAGCACAAUACUACCUGCGGCGAGAUAUGGUGCUUACUAUUGCCAUACCCCUUAUGAUCUUGCUGGUGCCGCAAUCGAGGCUAUUCCUAUACUUGCCUGUGCCGGGCCUACUGGAAGAGAAUUCGACUUUGCCAUCUUCACUGGUGAUCUUGUUUCGCAUGAGAAUGACAACCAAUUGAGUCACGCGUACGUUGACUAUAACAUGAUCAAGUAUGCGAUCGGUUAUGCGCCCCUCUAUCCGACUCUUGGCAACCAUGACUCAUGGCCACAAGCUUACAAUUCGCCUCUGACGCUUCAGCCCACAUAUCUGGCUAACCAGUUCUCGUGGAAUUACGAGCACAUUGCUGCCCUCUGGGCUGAAGCUGGCUGGGUCGACAGCGCAGCAUACGAAUACGCCAGUGUCCACUAUGGCGGCUAUGCGUAUACCACUUGGAGAGGGCUGAAGAUAAUCUCCUUCAACACCGACUUCUGGAGCAAGUGGUUCCGAUUGACACCGCAAUGA